This is a messenger RNA of Peniophora sp. CBMAI 1063, 915 nucleotides long. Lineage: Eukaryota; Fungi; Basidiomycota; Agaricomycetes; Russulales; Peniophoraceae. The record is from the annotation of a GenBank genome assembly.
AUGGCAGCCCCUCUGAACCUCCCCUUCGCCAUCCUCAACGCGUUCUCAACAUCGCUGAGCGGCGGAAACCCCGCAGCCAUCAUCCGCACAACGCCCGAACAGAACGCCCAACUGACGGACGAACAAUGCCUGACCGUCGUGCGUAACCUCAAUCAGCCGAUGCAGAUGUUCAUCACUCCUAAGGCAGAUGCGCCGGGCGGGUUCAGCGUGCGAUGGUACACACAGGUCAGGGAGAACAUGUUGUGCGGGCAUGCGACGCUCGCCGCGACUGGGUUGUUGUUCGGCGAGCAGAAGGAAGGCCCGUUCUUCGUUCAAGGCGCCAAUGCUCUGAAAGCACUCGACUUCAACGGGAAAGUCAACUCGUUGGAGGGUGCUAAGGUUGAGGAUGGGAAGGUCGAGAUCGCUCUUCAAGCGGCGCAGGUCGACGAGUUGGACCGCGAGGACCCUCGCGCGGUCAAGUUGCGCGCUGCUGUAGCCGCUGCUGUGGGCGCCGAUGUCGGUGUCAUCUAUCUUGGUGCGGGUGCAGGGUCAUAUGCGGCCUACUGCCUGGUCGAGCUUGAUGUGGAGGAUUUGGGUGCACUGAACGUCGACCAUGUCGCUCUGAAAGAAUCCGGCUUUGUUACGAACGUCUUCACUGCCCGGCCCAAGGCCUCUGAACGCGAAGCCGGCGUCGCGUUCGAAACGCGCAUGUUCGCGCCCACCGUCGGCGUUAACGAGGACCACGUCUGCGGAUCGGCGCAUGGUUUGCUCGUUCCGUACUGGGAUCGGAAACUUGAUAGUAAGGGCCAGACGAUGCAUUCGCACCAAGUUAGUGCGCGGGGAGGGGAUCUUUGGGUCACCCUCGACAGCGAGAAAGGACUGGCGAGGCUGGCAGGGCAUGUCGUCAAGGUCGCGGAGGGGACAAUCUUGGCAUGA